GCCACUACGCCGUAGAGAGGUUACCGAGGCUCAUUCUGUUGUUUAUUAAAUAAAAAUGGAUUCAUGGAGGAAUUUCUACCUGUGUUUAUUCUCCAUGAUAACCAUUUCUUACGGUAAAGAUAUUGUUUACUAUGUAGCUAUUGAGGAGAUCGACUGGACAUACAAACAGACCGACCAAAGUGAGUCUGUCUUUAGAAAAGCAGUUUUUCGUGAAUAUAAGGACCACACCUUCACGGCCAGAAAACCUGUGACGUCACAGCAAGGACUUCUUGGACCCGUAAUCCGGGCAACUGUAGGGGAUACACUGAGGAUACAAGUCAAGAACAAUGCCAAACGUCCCUACUCUUUCUACACGGACAAUCUCAACACAAAAAAGAACGAAUCAGGUGCGGCCUACUUGGGGAGUCCUGUGUACCCGGGAUCUACUCUGACCUACGUUUACACCGUCACAGACGCCAAUGUACCCCCAGCAUUGUCCAUGGAGCAGUGUAUGACGUCACUGUAUUAUUCUGACGUUAACCUGAUUAGAGACACCAAUACUGGCUUGGUGGGAAUGAUUGUUGUGUGUAAAUCUGAUGUACUACCCGAUAUUAGAGAGAUAUUUCUCCAUUAUGGAACAAUAUACGAGACAGAAAGUUGGUACAACAAUACGAACGGUACCGAUAGCCUUCAACAUACAGCAUUCUCAACCAUUAAUGGCUAUACACACGGUAAUCUGCCUGAUAUAGAGGUUUGCAUCAACAGAAAAGUUCGUCUGUAUAUGACGUCAUUAGGUGGGCAAAACGACAUACACACUGUAGUUCUGUAUGGACAUCAGUUUGAAAUUAGAAAUCAAAGAAUCGAUGCUUUGAGUUUGUACCCUGGAGCUUCAAUCAUAGCAGAGUUUCUGACGUUAGAAGAGGGGGUUUGGCUUUUGACAACACAACAUAAAUCAGACAACCUUUAUGCCAGACUACGAGUAUCUGCAUGCACUAACUCUCGCCCAGCACAAAAACUUUCUGGCAACAUCCGGAAAUACUACAUAGCUGCCGAAAGAGCACAGCUCUCCAACGGAAGCGCGGCUGGACCUGUCGUUUUUCAAGAGUACACAAACAGCAGAUUUAAUAUCAGGAAAGAAAGUAACCACACUACAAAUGGAAAACUGGGUCCAACAAUCUACGCCGAAACGAGAGAUCUGUUGAAAGUGGUGUUUUACAAUCGAGCAGAUGGGGACCUGUCAUUGAAUCCCCACGGACUGAGAGUCGGGAAGGUCUACGAGGGGGUGUUCUACGAUGACAAUUCUAGAUCAGUAGGAAAGAAGGCAGUUCCUGCGAACAGUCUGAAGACGUACUAUUGGAGUGUACCAGAAGACGUAUCCCCCGCGCUCUAUGAUGACCCUUGCCUAGUGCGCCAUUACACUUCUGGUCUUGGUCAUAACAAGGAAACCUUCUUGUUUGGUCCUGUCAAAAUCUGCGAAGAGGGCUAUCUGCCACCAGAAACAGAGAGAGAAAUUUUCAUGGUGUACAAAGAUGAAAAGAUAAAUGGUUUACCAACCGGCGUUUUUCCUUCUAUGUCUGUAUGUCUGAAAGAAGACUUGACUUUCCAUCUGAUGUCGUUUGGCACAUCGGACCCUCAGAGUUUUGUUGUGGGAGGAGGUAUCAUAAAGCAGAGAGGUCACGUUCUAAAUGUGAUGGAGGCUAGAGAAAAUUCCAUAGCAACGUACACAAUUACCAUGGUGAAAACAGGAAACUGGUCCGUAAGAAGUUUUAACAGUGGUAAUACUUCUGUGACACUAUCUGUUAAUGACUGUGGGGCCUCGGUGGGGUUUGUCUAUAGUAGCAAAGAUUCUACACAUAACAUUGGGAUCAAAGAAGACUUUUGGGAGUAUUCACAACUCUCAGACUGGACAAGCAAAUCUCCAGGUUACCAAAUGGGACCACGAUUUAAGAAGGUGAUGUUUGCUGAAUACUUCAGCCUCUUAUUUUACUUUGAAAAAAGUCCGCCAGACUCGAGAGACAAAACUUUGUAUGGUCCACAGCUCUCAGCCAAUGUUGGUGACAGAAUCAAAAUAGAAAUGAAAAACAUGGGAAAGCGCAAUUACUCACUUUAUGUUGAUGGGCUCAGUGACUCUGCCGAGGAAGACAUCAGAGAUGAGGAAUCAUCUAAAAUCACCUGGAAUAUUACAGAAUCCAUAGGGCCAGGAAGUGCAGACCCACCCUGUAUCCUGAAGCCAUAUUACUCCAAAACCAAUACACGAGACAUCCCUUCUGGGUUAUUUGGUCCCCUUGUGAUCUGUUCCCCCUCUGUAUCCCCCGAGACGGUGGAAUCUACUAGGCAGCAGAAGGUAUUUAUGGUGGGCAGUGUUGACGAAACACAGAGCUGGUACUUUGAGGAGAAUCUUAAGGAUUACGCAGGAAUUGUCAACACAUCACACCCACGGUUUACUGAAGUCAAUGCUAUCAGAGUUGUGAAUGGAUACUCUGACGGAACCAUAAAAAACAUGACAAUACCCACAGGGGAUGAUGUGUAUUUCCAUUUCCUCAACAUUGGGAAGCACCUUGUAACCAUUCAUUUGUAUGGUGUGAACAUAGGGGACUCAAACCAGGAGGGGAUUGGACGGAGUACUAUCACCCUGUACCCCUGGGCAUCGAAGUCCUUCAUGACACGAUUUGAGACCCCUGGGAGUUUCCUGUAUGAGGAACUACUAACAGAAAGAUACACAACAAGGAUCUUAGGCUACUAUACAGUUGUCGCUGAGGCCAAGACAACUGAAUAGAGAAAUGCAACUUUUGUGUCAAAAAGCUCCAAUAUUUUUAAUGAAAGAGUUUUGGCUAAGCUCUGGCAGCCAAAUCAGUACCUUAGUACACUCAAUUUCUAUUAAUCAAUGCAUAUAAUAAUUUGUAAUUAGGAAAAAAAAUAGGACUUGGAUACUAUGUUUACUAUUGAUGUCUUACUGCAAACAAGCACAGUCUUAUACUGUAGUGUACUACAAUAAAUUAUUAUUUUUGCAACAAAUUCUGAGUGCAAAAGCAGUACCUAUCUGUUUAUCAAACAAGAUACUGUCUAAUAUUCUUAAAUAACAAUAAAGCAACAACAAUUUUUUUAAAAAAAA
Messenger RNA from Saccostrea echinata, 3091 nucleotides. Its product is annotated as coagulation factor V-like. Bases 56 to 2755 code for a protein of 899 amino acids. Lineage: Eukaryota; Metazoa; Mollusca; Bivalvia; Ostreida; Ostreidae. Gene Ontology annotation, molecular function: oxidoreductase activity; copper ion binding. The record is from RefSeq and is a predicted model, not a curated record. Gene Ontology annotation, biological process: iron ion transport. Gene Ontology annotation, cellular component: plasma membrane. The transcript is spliced from 14 exons.